This is a messenger RNA of Mercenaria mercenaria, 4826 nucleotides long. Its product is annotated as breast cancer anti-estrogen resistance protein 1-like. The transcript is spliced from 3 exons. Gene Ontology annotation, cellular component: cytoplasm; plasma membrane. Gene Ontology annotation, molecular function: protein binding. NCBI's taxonomy places the organism in Eukaryota, Metazoa, Mollusca, Bivalvia, Venerida, Veneridae. The record is from RefSeq and is a predicted model, not a curated record. Bases 915 to 4256 code for a protein of 1113 amino acids. Gene Ontology annotation, biological process: cell migration; cell surface receptor protein tyrosine kinase signaling pathway.
UUCUAGCUGCACUGUGUGCAGGUGAGAGAGGUAGUAGUGGAUAGCUGUUUGAAUUUAAUACUAUGUUGUAGUGAAUAGUUUCUGCCACACUUUUAAAACUAUUGGAGGUAAAAUAGCCAAAGGACAAAAAUCUUUGGUGGUAUAAUUGACAAGUGUUGUUAUAUCUGCUGGUCAUUUUACUAUCAAAUUGGACCAAAUGUCAUUUCACUACAUUGUCAUGUGGACAAAUUGACAAGGAUUCAAUGCUCAAACGUUAUUGGAUUAAAACGGUCAAAAUUACCUGAUAAUUUGAGAUUUUGACUUUUUAUGUGGACUUACUAAACUGAGAAACAUUACAAAAAAAACGGAAUAAAGAGUUUUUGUUAAGUUUUUUGCUGUUCGCGUAAAAAAACAAAUCUUUAUUGGAUAUCUUUACGGAUAAAAAUUGAUCAGUGGCAUAGAUCACAGAAAUUUUGAUUCUCUUCAGAUUUGUUCGCACAGAUCACUCUGAUCCGGCACACAGCAAUCUUUGGGGUAUUAUGAAUGUUUUCAGAUGCCUCAUUUUUGCGCUAGUCAAUGACACUGAAACAUUGUGCAAAAUAAAAUUCAUAAAAUGUUCUUUUGAGAUUUAAUAAUUUAAGCUUUUGUCCUUGAGCGAUUCAGUAUUUGAACAGUUUGGAUUUUUAAAAAGCAAUCAAAACAUUAAAGAUCGUUGAACUGUUUUGUAACGCUUAAGAUUUCUUUUAUCUUGUUAUUACAUACCUAGUGUUUUUAGAUGUUAACACUGUUUACAUAGAAGUGUCGUGACAGACAAUGGCUUGUUUUUGUGUUCUUAAAUGUUUUCUUAAAGGAUUACUUCAAAUUCAAAAUCAGAAUAAAAGGUGUCAAGAUGAUAUGGAAUGCUUGAAAAUUUAAAAGGAUAAUUUGGAUAUAAAAUGAUGCAGAGGCUUCUUGCAAAAGCGCUGUAUGACAAUAUCGCUGAGUCACCAGAUGAACUAGCCUUCAGACGAGGAGAUGUUAUUACAGUCUUGGAGCAAGAGACCGGCGGCCUUGAGGGUUGGUGGCUAUGCUCGCUGCGGGGAAAACAGGGUAUUGCGCCAGGAAAUAGACUGAAAUUGAUAACUGGUCUUGUUGCCAAUCAUGUACGAUCUCAUACAGCUGAUUUUCCAUCACUUGCAAAUCAGAAGGCCGAACAGGAAUGGAACCGACGGAGCUGGGAUGGAUCUUCAAAUAAGGUGGUGACACCAAAUCGUCACGGAGAUUUAUUUAUGUAUGAACAACCUCGUGGAGAUCAGCCAGACUACGAUGUUCCUCCAACACGAUACCAAGGUGUGAACGGCAACAUGUAUAAUGCAACUGGUAGCAACCAUUCAUCAAGAGAAGAUCUUCUCAAUGCGUCUGCCUCCAGUUUCGAGCAGUCAUUUUAUGACACGCCACCACAGGGCCGAAGUUUUAAUAGAUCUCAAGAUUUAAGUAUGUACGAUACUCCUCCGUCUCACCUACAUCUGGAUCCAUAUGAUAUACCAUCUGGAUCGGUUAGGACUAGUCUUUCAUCUAAGUUCUCGGAUGAAUCAAUGAGUUUAUCUAGUGGUUUGUCAAACAGCAAAUCGAAUCCACCCAGUAUGUGUGAUUCUGCGCGAUCUAGUAUGGACAUUUCUCCUAUGGAUAUGUACGAUGUUCCGCCCUCACAACGAGAACGUGAAGCAAGAGAUGCAAAAGCAGCGUUAUAUCCCAUCCGAUCCUCAAAGGAUUCGGGACUUGAUAUGUAUGAUUCUCCACCUAAAGUAAAGUCUCCACCCUCUAUGCUUGAUGAUUAUGAUGUACCAAAAUUGGCUGCUAUAAACAGUGAAAGAGACAGUCAGUUCAGAAAUUUGAAAAUUCCGCGAUCUGAGCCAUCAAGUCCAGGAGAUUUUCUUGAAGAUUAUGAUGUUCCUAAAAAGUCACCAUUUGCUCUAAGCAUGAUGGGACAGAAGAGUUUAUCACGUGAAUUAAAGUCGGACAUUUCUCAGUCUGACAUUGAAGACUAUGACGUCCCAAAACAGAGUCCUCAUCCCGUUGUAGGAAAACCACCAAUUGCAGCGAAAACAAAAAGACACAAAUCAAAUUCCAUCGGAUCUCUGCUAGAUGACUAUGACACUCCGCAAAGCCGGGUACCUGUAAAUGUCACAAAGGAUGAUCUCUUCACAGCUUUUCGUACUAAAGAAAACUUCGAUCAGGGGAUUGAUGACAAUAUGAAUGACUAUGAUGAACCUGAUGCUCAGACUUCGGAAAAUGUGGAAGAAAAACCAAAAUUGCAACGUCAAGAACAUGCUGUUGAUGAUCUUUAUGACUCACCAAAAAAUAAUGCCCCUGUGAAAAAUAUGACAAAGGAGUUUUCAUCUUUGUCUGUAAAUACACCUAAAGAACCUCUUGGUGUUUAUGAUAUCCCACCCCAAGUGACGAGAGACUCUGUGAUUUCAUCAAAAUCAGAUUCUUCGGAUAGUAAUGAAGGAAACAAUCGGUUGUCCACGUGUAGUACAGAUUCUAGAGGCUCAGAUAUACCGAUAUAUGAUGAGUUGCCGCUUGAAUUAGAUGCAGCAAACGAUCUGGUCAUAAAACUGCAGCAGGAUGUGCAAAAGGCAGUGAAUAGAUUCAGUACUUUUGUGCAUAGUUCAUGGAGAAAGAAAGAUAAUUUAGAACUCAAGUUGUAUGAUAUCAAAACAGCGUGUUUAAAUGUAGAAGAAAAACUUGGUGAGUUUGUGGAAUUUGGGCAAGGAACAUUAGCUAACUCAGCAAAAUUGUCAGAUAGAAAGCUGAUCAAUAAACUUAGCAAGUAUCUGAUACCGCUUCAGCAAGCGCUUCAGCAAAUGAGAGUGUCGAUAAAGCAUCUGGAUGAUGUUGAUUGGCGGGUUUCUAGAUUAAAUGCAAGCGAAUCACCAAAAAAGGAUGAUUUAGGAAUAAUUGCCUCGUUAACUAAAGAUCUUACCAGUGAUGUACGUAAACUAGCUUCUUUCAUACAAGGUAAUUCUUCUCUACUUUUCAAACGUGCCAAAGACUUUAACAGAAGCUCAAGAAAUUCAGAUCAUUCCAUGCCAACAACUCCAGUGGGGAAACCCCCAAUUAAUCGUAAACCAGCACUGCCCACAAAAACAUUAAAUAUUGGGACACCUGUCCAGGCACGACCACUUCCUGCGCCUCCACCGACAGAACGGCCGUUACCGCCAACUCCAACAGACAAAAAGUCACAUGAGUUUGGAUUCAGUGGACCAGAUAUCAAACGGCUCUCUGGAGAUUUUUCAAACAAAAGGAAUUCAGGAGAAUUCAAACAUUGGUCUGGAGAGAUUCAGGUCAAAAGAUUGUCUGUUGAAAGAAACACUGAAAGUGACAGAAGUUCAUAUAAAACAGAAGAUCUCAUACAGGAAUAUGAUUACGUUGAGUUAGAAGAAGAUAAAACAAAUGAGAAAGAGAGAGAAAACUCUCCAUCUGUAAAUAAAUUAUCUUCAGACUUGAAUGAUAAUUUGAAAGGACCAGAAAUGAAAGUAAAUGAUUCUUAUGAGAAAGAGAUGGAAAAAACAUUAGAUGAAAUUGAUGGAGUUAAUAUAUACUCAGAUGAUUCUGGUGGUACCUUGAAAAGGGACACAAAAACGAAAGAAAUUGAAAACUUUGAAACUGUUCAAAACGAGUCUGAAUCUGAACACGAUACCGGAACUCUGAAGAGGAGACCUGAGAAUGAAAGUAUGCUAGAAAACACUGAAAAUAGCACAGGUACUUUGAAAAGACAAGAUCAACUAAGUGAAACGAAAGAGGAAGAAAACUCUACUGUUAAUGAGAAUAAACCAGAAACAGCUGACGUACCUGAGCAUGAUAACGAACCAACAAAACUGCAACCUCUUGAUUUUGAGGAUAAGCAGGUGUUGGCCUUCUAUGGGGAACAGCUUGACACUCAUUCUACGCUUCUUACUAACUCUAUUGAUGCUUUCUUUGCGUGUAUUGAGAACAGUGAAGCCCCGAAAGUGUUCAUUUCUCACAGUAAAUUUGUUGUUGUUUCGGCACAUAAACUUGUAUACAUCGGUGAUAGUUUACAUAGAAAUAUAAAACACAGUGUUGUCCGAAGCAAGAUUAUUCAGUGUGCAAAUAUUUUAUGUGACAAUUUAAAAUCGACUGUAACAGCAACGAAAACAGCAGCAUUACAGUACCCAUCAGUGCCGGCGGUCCAAGAAAUGGUUGACAGGGUGGUUGCUGUGUCUCAUUCUGCUCGAAACCUAAAACUGCUUGUUGCCCAAGCGGCAAAAUUGUAGAUUAGUGCUAAAUUGUUUAUUCUUCUCUCACUCUUGUUAAAAUUGUUAUUUUUUUCAUUUAUGAGAUCGUUCAUGAAAGAGCAGUAAGUAGAAGUUUCACUUAUUCAUUGUAUUUAAUUGUGUAACAUUUAAUUUUGUGAAAUGAAAUAUCGCUGUGAUCCAAAGAUUUAUUUUUUAUUGUGCCAUGUGUUGUAAACAUGUCAUACACACUAUUUACUUUGUAUAUAACUGUUGUCAUACUAUUUUCUUGUUUGAACAAGUAGUUCCAUGUAGAUAUUACAUAUUUAAAUGUUUUGUUCAAAGAAUACAAGCUUUUUGAGUAUAUAAAAGGCAACUUCUUUAUUCACAGUGCUACAAGUACAUGUAUAUUGGAAGUCAUAAAUAUGAUAUGAGAAACAGAGUCAUUGCUUAUGUUUUAAUGGAUAAAUGCUGUUGCACCUGAAAAACGCAUUAUCACAAAUGCUUGUGAAACAUAACACUACAGAGACCUGUGGGUAAUUUGUUCUUUUCUUAGAACAUUUAUAUGAACAGGGAAAAGAAAUAGAAAGAAAGGUUUUUUUUUGUUUUUUU